Messenger RNA from Acanthopagrus latus (yellowfin seabream), 2983 nucleotides. Its product is annotated as acylphosphatase-2-like. Gene Ontology annotation, molecular function: acylphosphatase activity. Lineage: Eukaryota; Metazoa; Chordata; Actinopteri; Spariformes; Sparidae. The coding region runs from base 855 to 1193 and encodes 112 amino acids. The transcript is spliced from 4 exons. The record is from RefSeq and is a predicted model, not a curated record.
ACUCAAAUGUUAAAUUUCAUGAACUUUCACUUUGUCCUUCUAGAUUUUUUUCCUUCACUCACUAAACAGUUUGCUGAACAUUGUUUCCUUCUUCUGUGAUUCUGCAUUAAAGACUCAUUUUCAGUAUCAGAUUUAAUAUUUGUAAGUAACAUGUUUUGUUGGAUUUUACUAUUAUUUUACUACUAUUUUACCUCUGUUUUUCGUUGUCUCACUGUGGAACUUCAGCUUCACAGAGCACAGAUAAACAAGAACAGUAAUUACCAAUCCUGUAGGAAGAAAGCGUUUUUCGGUCCCUUCUUAAAGAUGGCUGUAGUGUUUGGAUCAAAUUUAUGUUUCUAUUCAAUGAAUGCUCCUAAACCAACUUGAUCAGCUAACUGGUAUAGAGGUAUAUUGGUAUAGAGGCUGUACAAUACAGAGGAAAGAAAACAUAAUUGUUGUGCUCCGAGGGAAAAAGGGCACUGCUGUGACUAAGCACCACUAUAUCUUAAGUCCACAUUUCAGGAGAUCAACAAUCCACCUCACAGUGCCUACGUCACUGUUACUGUUGGUUCCAGGUGAACUGCAGACAGUCCGAUAAACCCUCAUGUUAUAGACUACUGGAUGACAGAAACCCCUUCAUGUUCUGUGAUAGACUUUUGAAUCAGGUUUUAUUACAGAUUAUUUUAAGUCCUCUUUAUUGUUACUGAUGACUACUUUCAAAUCAAACUCAUUAGAAUUUCUUCAAUGUAUUUUCAGUGAAGCUGUGAUACUUUUAUUUUGAAGGACAUCACAGGAAGUUGCUGUCAUUCUGACAGUCGUGUCAGAUAUCAGAGAUAAAAAUAAACGCUGCAGAGUUAAAUUUAAGGUGGACUGAAAUGUUUCUGUCUGCGCUUUUAUUCUGUCUCUUUAACAUCGUCAUGUCCAAAAACAAACUGACUUCGGUGGAUUUUGAGAUUUUUGGGAAUGUGCAGGGAGUUUGCUUCAGGAUGUACACAGAGGAUCACGGCAGUAGUCUGGGACUGAGUGGGUGGGUGAAGAACACCAGACAGGGAACUGUGAUCGGUCAGAUCCAGGGACCUGCGGACAAAGUCAAUGACAUGAAACUCUGGCUAAAGAGUGUAGGCAGUCCGGGCUCUCGAAUCGACCGAGCCGUCUUCUCCAACGAGAGAGACGUUUCUAAACUGGAGAUCCACGGCUUCUCCACCCGCUACUGAACAUCAUCAGCGACGUCACACCUGCAUAAACAAUAACAUUUGCUGUCACUCAAAGUGAAACUGAAAAAGUUGCCUAAUCAAUUAGUGAGUCAACAGAACAUGUUGGGUUAAAACAAUGUUAAGUUAUUUAAAAAAAUGUUGAUUAAUGUCGGAUAAAAACAUCAAGUAUCAGUUGAUUGAGGAAAUUACUGACCUUUAACUUUUUACAAAAUCGAUUGUAAAAAGUGGCAUCAUGUGUUUGGAGUUAAUUGAUCAUUUUGACUUAAAUAGAUUUAAACAUUUAGUCUUUCACAGAAGUCCAACUUUUCUCUCCCACCAAGUCAAUCCAUCCUGAUCAAUACCUGCCUGUUCACCUGUCAGUCAGUUAAUACGAAAGAACUAUUAUCAUGAAGUCAUCGUUCCAAUCCUAACGUCUACAUGAAAAGACCAUCAGACUCUCAUAUGUUCCUGGUGAGUCUUCCAGCGUCAGGUCAGGUCCUAAAGGUGCUCUUGACAUGCCCAUUUUACCAGGAUGCAUUGAAUGGUUACUUGCAUGAACUGACCAAAGCAAAUAUCCCAGAAUUCAUCUAGGCAUUUAAGGCAUUUAACAACUAGAAGUUUCAACAGUUUUUAUAUUUUAUUUCAUCACAAAAUUAACUUUCAAGAUUUUAUUAAUCAAGAAAUCAACUGUGUCAAAUAUGGAAAGUUUCAUAAAAUUGAAGGUCCGAGGGUCAGUUGGGCCCGCCCACAGUCCCGGCUCGUUACAGUGUUGGCCCAAAGUUUGUUUUUGUGGAUGAAUAAUACACUAAUUGAAGAAUUGGUCUAGACCUCUAAUUGGAUAGUGCCAUGAGAUACAUUUUGUUUUGAAUUGGUGCUGUACAAAUAAAGAUUAAUUGACUGAUUGUAGAUUAAAAUCAUGGCAUUGAUAAGAGAAAGGGGAUUUUCCGGUGAAAUACACAAACAGGUUUACAGGUAAAAGAAAACAGAAAAGCUUUCUGAUGAAACAACAGUGGCAGAGGAGAGCCGCGCCCAGCUGUCAUUCUGUUAACAUAUGUUUAAUAUUAACUACAUUUAUCGUACAUUUUAAAGCCACGACAGAAACAAACAUAUUGAGACCCUUUACUUCAGAAUAAUACUAAUAUCACACUGUGGAAAUAAUCAAGUACAUACAUCAUACAUAAUGCAAUAAAAGUCCUGUAUCAAAACCUGACUGAAGUCAGACUAUGUAAGUAUAAGCAGCAAAUUCUACUUGAAGUACUCAAAGUAAAAGUACUCUUUCUGCAGUAAUCUGUUCCUGUCAGUGUUUUCCUUAUAGAAGUUUGUGGAUUAUUCCCGCCACAUUAAUAUAUGUGUGUCAUUUUACUGCUGUCGAUGUUUAAGAUCGAGGUAAUUUCACUCCCUGUUGGCUGGUUUCAUCUGCAGCAAUGCAUCAUAGUCUACAAGCUCAUCAUGAGUUUAUCGCCUGGCUUUCCUGUGAGAACCUCAAAUCUUUUCUCACCUCUAUGACAAUGAUUUUUAAUCCAAGAGGAUUUUCAAGAGUUUAUUCACCUGAAGAACAUAAAGGACCAGUUCAUCCUUCAGUUCCUCACCAACACUCAACAGUUGCAUUAAAUGGAAAAACUAAAUUCAUCUUAUUUACUAACUAACUGUUGGUUUAUAUUUCAGCCAGAUGUAUUUACAUCUAGCCCUGCAUGUAGUGGUUCUUAACUUGAAUGCAUGUAUUGGCUGUCCUGUAAUGACUGGUUCCUCUAGUUCAGGGGUCACCAACACGGUGCCCACGGGCAACAGGUAGCCCCCAAGGACCACAUGAG